AUGUCCUCCUACGCAUCGGAAUAUCCUGCCGGCGACAAGUUUGACCCAGAGUACAAAGCCUUCUUUGAGAAGUUCUACGAGACAUCUGAUACUCCUACUGCUCAUGAAGAAUACUCCAAGCAGUUUACGCAAGAUGCAACGUUGAUCAUGGCUUCAAAACAAGUACGAGGCCGAGAAGAAAUCCUGUCUCUGCGUAAAGGAAUGUGGGAAAAGGUAAAUCGAAGAAAGCAUGCAGCACUAAAGGUAUUCCCGUUCGGACCCAACUCAAAUGAGGUUAUGCUCUUUGGUACUGUCGAGUACGGUCUGAAAGAUGGUCGAGAAGCCACAGUCGAUUGGGCUGCUAGAGCCCACUUAGUGAAACAAGACGGUGCAGUCAUGAUGGAUUUCUACCAAGUAUANCUUGGCAAGAUACUGCUGCACAAAACCCGAGCAAGUAGUCUAUGCUGA
Aureobasidium musti is the source of this 447-nucleotide messenger RNA. NCBI's taxonomy places the organism in Eukaryota, Fungi, Ascomycota, Dothideomycetes, Dothideales, Saccotheciaceae. The record is from the annotation of a GenBank genome assembly.